Molecule: messenger RNA, 1196 nt
Organism: Tachysurus fulvidraco (yellow catfish)
Lineage: Eukaryota; Metazoa; Chordata; Actinopteri; Siluriformes; Bagridae
Gene: rnaseh2c
Product: ribonuclease H2, subunit C
Exons: 5
Coding region: 159-569 (136 amino acids)
Biological process (GO): RNA catabolic process
Cellular component (GO): ribonuclease H2 complex
Source: RefSeq, a predicted model, not a curated record
UCUGGCGAUAACAACAAAAUCUCAAUCUACAAAACUACAAUUAAACUCCAGUGCGCUAGAGGGCAAUGUUUGUUGUAACACCCGCCAAAACUCCCUCGUUUUAAUUCAUGCAGUUUGUAAACAGCGUUCUCACCUAAAGAGAAGAGUUUGUUUUAAGGAUGGCAGUGAACAGUUGUGUGACUGUGGUGCAACUCGGCUCUGUGAGUCAGACCCAUCAGUCUGAUGUUCAUCUUUUACCUUGUGACGUUGAGCACGACGGAGCUGCACAAGUGGCCACGUUUUUCACGCCGACGGUGAAGGAGAGAAAGCACGAAAAGACAGUGUCGUUUAGGGGGCGGGGUCUGAAAGGUCAGGAAGUAACGCACCCUCAGGAAUACACAGGACUGGUGCUGAAGGAGGUACAGAAACCAUCAUCUGAUCAAGAAGACAGAAUUGUUAAGGUUUCUUCAGUUUUUCAUAAUUUCACAUAUUGGAAUUUGGAGACUCCUCCCACAUCAGAUGAUCGAGUGGUGAUGGCAAUGGCAUGGCCAAAAUUAGCUGAGAUGAUACAUGCACCAGUGGAGGACUGAAAGCUUUAUCAGGACACUUUUACAUUUUCACCUGUGUGUGUUAGCUGAACACCUACUUGAUUUAUCCUUUUUAUAUUUAUGCAGUCUGCAUUGGCCUUUACACACAGUUUUGUAUAAUAUGUAUACACAGUAGUCCGAGUUUCACAGAACAGUAGAUGACUCAAGCGGCAAUUAUUAAAAGGUUUAUUCACAAUAUUAAGCUGUUUUACAUACUGAGAUGAAACGUUUACGUCAUGGAUCAGAUGAAUUUAUUUUGUGUAUCUAGUGAAUUAGAAUAAAAAUAAAAUGAGGACCCAUUUUGGAUCUGAAUAACUACAAAACUACACCACAUUUCAGAACAGAUUACUGCAUGAAGUCAAAACCUUUGAUUUGGUCAAAAGAGCUGAAUUUGAGAUGCUGGGUUUUGUUUACAGACUAAACGAUUAACAUGGUGAGAACCUGAAACAGAUCAGAAUCGGAAGGUUUGAGAUACUUUAAAAUUUAAAAUGCUGAAAUAUUAUUUCACAUGAAUAAUUCUGGACAAAAAAGGUGAGCUUGAGAUCAAAUGUAUGACUGAACACAGAAAUAUAGUGCUAACGUGAUUUUGCAAGAAAUUGGUGACUCAAUUAAAAAGUGCAUGAAUGUUGA